AUGGCGGAAGCAUUGGGUCUGGUCGUCAACAUCGCUGCAGUCAUCCAGGUAGCAGCCGAGGUUGCUCAGCUUAGCUACAAGUAUGCCCGGGAUGUGAAGAACGCACCACGGACCCAGAAGGAGUACUUGCAGGAAGUCUCAGCUCUCAUGGAGGUGCUUUUCCGCGUGGAACAGGCGGUUCAGGAUGUAGAGAUCACCGGUUUGUUACCGGAUCGGCCUUCGUCACUAAGCGCGGACACCGUGAUGGACUGCUACCGGGCUCUCUCUGGUCUGUAUUUUGACCUACAAAAACGCCGAUCACGGUUCCUGCAACCGCUUCAUGAACGAGAAUGGCGGGCGCAUAUUGAUAUGCUUACCAGAUACCGGUCGCUUUUCGUCGAUUUCCUAUCUUCUUGCAUCCUCACGACUGGAACUGCAACUUAUAAUAAGGUGUCGCUUAUAAAAGAGGACCAAGAUCGCAGUCUUCUCCUGACGUGGUUGCCUGCUCCAAACGCCUCGGCACGACGGAGACCGUCGCCAUGCCCUGGGACAGGAAGCUGGUUCCUGGGCAAGGGCUCAGUCAGGCAAUGGUUAGAGGGCUCCAAAAGCUUUCUAUGGUGCUACGGAGUACCUGGAGUUGGAAAGAGUUUCCUUGCCUCUCAUGUAAUCGACCACUUACUCGAGGCCCCCACAUCGCCGGAUUAUCUAGUACUAUACUUCUUUUGCGACUUCUCAUCCCAGGAUGAGCAGCGGGUCAUUGACAUUCUCCAUCAUCUGCUGCGUCAGAUCAUCGAGCAGGGCAGUUCAGAAGUGUUAACUCUAUUGAAGGAGUCAUGUAAGGAUCCUGGCAGGCUUCAGCAGGCCGCCGAAGUGACGCAGCUGAUUGCGACGGCGGGCUCAACGAGACAAAUAUACUUGGUGCUAGACGCGGUUGACGAAUUGAGAGAACCAACUUCAUUUCUGUCGCACAUCACGAACCUCGUCCCGUCGGGCAUCAAUUUAUUGAUCAUGAGUCGAGAUGUACCCCACAUUCGGAAGAAGAUGACAUUGGCAACGCAUCUUGAAGUUGAUUCAAACCCCGGUGACCUCAAAGUGUACAUCGAGUCGCGUUUCCGAGAUAGCGACUUCUCCGACGAGGUUGAGGAAGAGGACAAGAUGAUAGAAGACGUCGCCUCGAGCUCCGGCAAUCUACGCCUGAAGCUGAAAGAGAUACUCUGCGCCUUCUCUGUGGAGGAGGGAGAGGAGUUCGAUCCUGACAAUAAGCCAAACUCCGACGUCCUCCUCCGAGCCUGUCAUGGCCUGGUCGUUGUGGAUAGAGUUGAUAGCACUGUUGGGCUCGUCCACGCCACUGCAUAUGAGUUUUUCAGAAACGGAAACGUUCUAGGACAAGAGGGCGAUCAUGACAUUGCGCGUACCAGUCUACAAUACCUCAUUAUGAGCAACAUAUCUCCCUGCAUGACAUCCACAGAAUUGCUGAAACGUCUCGAGUCUCUAGAGUUCUUGGAUUAUUCGGCAAAAUACUGGGGUCAGCACAUCCGAGGGCCGGAUGAAGAAUGUCAGCUAGAGGGACUUAUAACCAAGUUGCUGCGCAAUAGUAAAACCAGAAAUGGGGCCUUUCAAGUUCUGCAGUAUAGACAAGAAUUCUCCGACGUGUCCUUAGGGGGGGAGAUGCUGCAAUCAAUACCAACAGAUCUGGGCACACUACAUGUCGCAGCCUACUGGGGGCUUGCACAUACUACAGAGAUACUUUUGACCAAUGGAGCGAGCGUCUAUGAAGUAGACACUCAUAAAUGGACAGCCCUUCACUGGGCGUGCUCUCGAAAUCAUGCCAAUGUCGCCGCCAUACUGGUCGAAAACGGGGCUGAUGUUAAUGCACGUGAUAUACAAGGCUGGACUCCAUUAUUUUGGGCGGCGUUCAAGGGUAAUGACCAGAUCAUUAGUCUUUUACUAGACCAUGGUGUCAAUCAUCUCUCUCGAGGUACGUACGGAUGGACUGCCUUGCACUGGGCUGUGUCCAGCCGCCACCCGGAGGCCGUGAAAAUCCUGCUUGAGCACCACGCCCGGUCACAGGCUAAGGAUACAGAGCUGCUCAAGAUGAGCAUUCAAGAUGUCAUCGCCUACGCUGAAAGCGCCCAGCCCGUCAAAGUCGCUGCGGAUAGUCAGGAUGUGGAAAUAUUCACCCUCCUAGCUCAACACCUUCAAACACCGAAGGGCAUUGUUGGGGAUGCGCAGUUCAACGAAAUCUGGGCCAAUGCCCGGUUUGACCAGCCUGCCUCAGGAAACCCUUGGAGAACACUGACAAAGAGUGAGGAGUUCAACGGACUUGAAUCCAGACUUCCGAGAUUCACUGGACCAUUUGCGGAUGAUUCAGAGCCGUAUCGAGAGGACGCGACGGAAUGGAAAACGGCUCUUCUUACGUCUGCUAUCAGAGACGGGCAAUUGUCGUCAGCGCGCAUCCUCGCCAAAACAGGGGCAGAUGUCGACUCUGCGCUUUUUGCAGCUUCCUGUCGGUCUGAUCCCGAAUAUGUACGUUGCUUACUGGAAAAUGGCGCAGACCCAAAUAAGCCUUCUUAUGGGAAGAUUCCACUGCAUGAAGCUGUUCUUAAUGGGUUUCUGGAAACUACAGCAGCCUUGAUUGACGGGGGAGCAGAUGUGAAUCAAAGAGUACCACUGCGGCGGGACCCCUAUCGCACGCGGUAUGAACGUGGUCCGGCCACCACUCACGUCGGUGCGACGCCUCUCAUACAAGCAUGUGGGUUUCUCUUUCUGUCCGAUCCGGAACUUUCUCUACAAAUGGCUCGGCUUCUCAUUUCGCACGGAGCGGUGGCCGACGCAAAGGAUGACUCGGGCAUGACGGCUUUACACUAUGCUGUGAUGAGGCCGUAUCUGCCGUUGAUAGAACUUUUGGUGAGCUCUGGCUGUCCAGUAGACGCUUGUGAUAUGAAGGGCCGCCUGCCAAUUCACUGUCUUGGGAGCCAUAUGCAUAGUUUAUAUCGCGGAACUCAUCAAGCCCAAGAAAACAAUAGUUUAUUGGAAACUGCUCGUGUUCUUAUCCGAGGCGGACAGGGUGCUGAUUCUGUCAGCAUGCUGAACAUGCCUAUACAUCGUGGGAUGAGUGCCAUGAAAGAUCAAAAGAAUAGCUCAUCAGACGAGAAAGAUAGCCUCGAAUGCCUUACGCCGUUGGAUAUAGCACUAGGGGCGAAUAGGUGGGAAGUCGCCAUCACGCUCUACCAUCUCGGUGCUCGCAUCCCUGAUGGUCUAGAUCUUGGGCCUAUAGCAUCAGCUGCUAUUGCAGACUUUGUGGCCAACGCUGUUGAUCUUCUGCUUGAUAAUGGUGCUCAGGUCAGUCCGUCUGCGGUCCAUUCUCUUCUAGGUGCCCUUCGGCAUCGGCUGUCAGAGAGUAAGAGGGUGAACGAAGACCUAUCUCAGUUUAGACAUAUACUGGGCAGGAUCAUACUGGCCGGAGCAGAUGUUAAUUUCCGGUCUGAGAACGGCGAUACCGCGCUUACUGUCGCAGCCAGAGCAGCAGGCCCAGUUGAUGUUUUGAAAGACCUAGUAGACAUGGGCGCAGAUGUGUUCUCCGCCUCAGGCACUAGCUUUGAUCCAAUUAUCACUGCUGCUGUACAUGGUGAUACUAAGUGUUUGGAUUACAUUCUUCAUGUUGCUGCAGCCCGUCCUAGAGAGGGUCAUUGGACCGGAAUUCUCGGCAAACUGGGAGAGAUUUCUGACCCCAUCACGCGUGUAUGCGUAUGCCUUGAGAAAGUAGGAGCCUUGGACAGAGUUAAUGACAAGGGGCGCACGAUAUUGCAUCUGGCCGCGGAAAGAGGGAAUGUGCCGCUCAUUACCAGUUUAUUGGCCCACGGCGCACGUCCUGAUAUCGUAGAUGCAGACGGUCGAUAUGCUGUCCAGUACGCAGGAGCAAAUCUCAAGACCGACGCACUGCAGGCACUGUUGCCUUUGAGGACUGCGAUUUCCGGAAAUGCUGAGACAAUAGCUUUUUGGCUCAAUAUCCUCUCCCAACCAGUCGAAAUUCCAUCUGAGUACGGGCAACGCCAGAGCAUGUUCGAAAUGGCCGUCAUCCUCGGAAACUUGCAAAUGACCCAACAUCUCCUGGCAUAUGGAAUGGACCCGAACACACGGCUAUCAGGAUGGUGGCGUGACGGGAAACCACUGCUGUACUAUGCAGCAGAAAGGGGGCAUUCCGGUCUAGUUGAGCUUCUCUUGACCCAGGGCGCUAGCGUAGACCUGACAGAUUUAUAUGGCUGGACCCCUCUCCACGCAGCGUGCUACUUUGGCCACACUGAUACCGCCAAAAUACUGAUAGAAGCCGGCAGCGACGUGCACGCAGAGACUUCGCAAUGGAACAACGAUAAUGUGAAACCGACUGGCUUGUACCGGAAGGAUGCCUACGAAGCCCAGCCUCUCCACCUGGCAACAAUGGCCGGGAACUCGGAUAUUGUCAAAAUGCUCUUAGAAAAGGGGGUUGAUGCACACGCACAAACUAAAAAUGGAAAGGAACGGUGCGGUAGCGGCCAUGGUCCAACUGCUCUUCAUCUGGCUUUGGAUACCGGGGAUUUCUAUUGCCGUUGGGGCCUGCCUUUGGACGCGAAUCGGCUUCAGAUUGCGCAGUGGAUGGUCGACAGAGGCCUUAUGGCCCGGGGAGUCGUUUCGAAGUGGGGUUUGAGAGAGAUCUUAAAAUUCAGGGACUUUCCUGAUCUAUGGGAUGCCCUUAGGGCUGAGGAGAUAAAGGCGCGGGGAUAG
Molecule: messenger RNA, 4740 nt
Organism: Aspergillus nidulans FGSC A4
Lineage: Eukaryota; Fungi; Ascomycota; Eurotiomycetes; Eurotiales; Aspergillaceae
Exons: 3
Coding region: 1-4740 (1579 amino acids)
Source: RefSeq, a predicted model, not a curated record